This is a messenger RNA of Austrofundulus limnaeus, 3213 nucleotides long. RefSeq names its product RING finger protein 17. NCBI's taxonomy places the organism in Eukaryota, Metazoa, Chordata, Actinopteri, Cyprinodontiformes, Rivulidae. The record is from RefSeq and is a predicted model, not a curated record.
GGGGAGAUCUCACAAACACCCAUCGGUCAUUACAAAUUGUUAAGAAUUAGACAUAUGAUUCUGAAUUCAACACUAGUUCAGUAGAUGUAAGGUAGAUAGUUAAUGAAAAGAAUGUAAAGAUGUGAAGAAUGCUUUUACUACUUGUUUUCGGAUCAAUAUCUAAUGUUGCAGCAUCGCCCACCUCUACGGUUCACACUCUGGUCAGUGAAUGCACCAUCGUUUGUCACGUGGAAAGAAGCAAGCGGACCGAAUGUUCUCGGCUCUGGACGGAGAAAGAAGAGUAUCGAAGUUAAUGAUGGAUGGAGGGGUCAACCCGAGUGCUGUAAUAUGCACAUUAUGUGGAGAAGCAUUCAAGCUUCAUGAAAACAAAGUAGAUGGCAACCUGCCCCGGACACUUUGGUGUAGCCACACCUUCUGCACAAACUGCCUGCUGUCCAUUCAGUGCGACAAAGUCAUUACAUGUCCUGAUUGUGAGGUUGAGUCAACCCUUUCAGAAGCAGGAGUUUAUGGCUUGCAGGAAGAAAGCAGGAUCAUUGGUCUGAUCUACACUGCUAAAGUGAACAAGAUGAGAAGUGAUAGAUCAAGAGUUCGUAGGAAGAUUGCUCCAUCAACCUCUGGAGACACUAACACUGGAAACACAGAGCAGGCAUCUGUGGAUUUCACAAAGCCUGCAGAUGUUGAGAAGACCGAGACGGUUGUGGAUGAGGCAUUGGCACAAGCUUCUGAAAGUCUUACCCAGCUGAAACACAUUUAUAAGACUCUGACAGCUGGUUUGGCAGAGCAGAAAAAGAGAGAGCAAGCCCGACUAGAGAUGGAGAUCAAGCAGGCUUCAGAUAAAGCCUUACAUGCUGUUCAGAAGUGGAAGGAUGAACAGCUCACAAACCUGGAUGCACAGUUCUCCACCAGUGAAGUAGCAGUGUCUCAGGUUCAGGAGAGAAUUAAAACUUUGGAGAUUGCCAUGCAGAUGGCCAAAGAAGUACGUCGUGUCCCUUUCCUGGAGCAGUACUGCAUCUUGGAUAAGGUCCUAGAGACGCUGCAAGCUCCUGUUGAUGACAGUUCAUUUACUACGAAAGACGUUGCUGUGGGUCCUGGACUGAGCUGUGUUUUUCAGUCAGAGAACCAGAGCCAGUGUUUGACAUUGUCUCUGAAGAUGGAGAUCAGAAGCUCAAACAAGUUGCCCAUACKCCCACUAAAGAGCUUCCAGACAGGAAUCAACAACAAAAAACCUUCCUGGAAACAUCCUGAAGGUGAAGACAGCAGCUGRCGUUCUCCUACCAGCAAGCUCCCUACUCCACAAACACAGGUUCAGGAGAGUUCAGGGGAUGAUGGUUUAUCAUCACAUCAUGGCGUCCCUUCAAGCACAAGACCUCGCCUCAAGAUCAUUCUCUCCCCCCAAAGCUCAUCGUCUGACCUAAAAAGCCCAGAUGUAAUUCUYGAGGAGUGUUUAGAUGAGGAACAAGGGCAUGGUGUUCCUCUGACUGGUCCUGAACUGGCCAAUGAGAAAUGGAGAAAACAAAGGAAAAAACAAUUCUUGCCUCCCAACAAAAGAAAUGGUACCCUCAUCUUUGUGAAGAUGAAAGAAGGGCUGUGGUGCCGUUCCAGAGUGUCUGAAGAAAUGUUUCAGAAAGGCUCCACGAAGGCUGUGAAAGUGUGUCCAGUCACAGAGCUGACCAGUUUGAGAGUGUUCUGCCUAGAUUAUGGGUUCACCAGACACAUCACAUUACCAAAUGAGGAGGUGUCACCUGAGUGUGCACUGAAGUUUGUGAACAAAUAUCUGAGGAAAGUGAGUGCAGCUGUGAACAUCAAGCUGGCUUACAUUUCCCCUCUGGCCAUCAGAUGUUCACUGAAGGACCUGGUCCCAUAUGACCUUACAAAGGGCUGGAGUAGGGAGUCAAAGGUAGAGUUCUGUAAUGUGGUCGGCUCUGCUGCAGUGGAGAUGAGAACUUUGGGCCAGGACAGAGAGUCGUUGUUGGUGGAUCUGAGAAAAGCUCCAAUGGAACAAUCCAGUGACGUGCCCAUCUCUGUCAGAAUGCACCUCGUGUUUAACGAGGUGGCCAGAUUUUAUUCUCCAGUGACACAAGGCAUUAAUCCCCUGAUGUACUACUGCCCUGUGCUUCCAAAGACCAACACAGAGCUUAGUGCUGUGGUUAGUCACAUCAACAACCCUUCUGACUUCUACAUCCAGCUGGUUGAUAACAUGGAGUCCUUGUUGCUCUCAGCUAAGCUUCAGGAUUUUUACAGUGCUUCAACGGGUUUUGGAGAUGAGCUGAAUAUCUUCUGCCCUGUGAUAGGACAGGCUUGUGUUGCCCGCUUUGAAGACAAGCUGUGGUACAGAGCUCAAGUCAUAGGUCAUCCAGGAGGAAGAAAAGUGGAAGUGCAGUAUGUUGACUUUGGCAAUAAGACAAUCUUGUCUGUCAGUGACUUGAGGAAGAUCAAGGAUGAGUUCUUUGCCCUUCCUGCCAUGGCCAUUCACUGCCGUUUGGCAGAUGUGGUUCCUGUGGACGUAGAGAAGUGGAGUGAAACCAGCACCAACAGAUUCACCAGCCUUACUCACCAGAAGCUGGUCACUAUUGUUGCCACAGCAAAAGUCCCGAAGAGUCAUCUUGUGCCAGUCAGAGUGUUUAACGAUGGACAGAAUGAGCAGAAAACCAAUGUGGCUGAACUGCUGGUGAAAGAGGAGCUAGCUUCCUUUAGGAAUGGACUGAAAUCCAUGAAUGCCAAGGCUUCUGGUGAUGAUUUGGCAGUGUGGGAUCCUCCACUUGACCUGGCUUCAGUAGCAGAGAAGGUUGAUGCCCCGAACAAAAUCAUCCCUGAAGAGAACAAAGAAGAUCUUCUGAAACCUCAGUUGAAGCUCCCUGCCAAUCUCAAAGAUGUUAAAGUUAGAGUCAGCUGCACCAACUCACCAAGCAGCUUCUACGUUCAACUCACUGAAUUAGACUCUCAACUUAAAAGAAUAUGUGAAGCUGUGAAGCAGGAGUGUGCACAAAAGGAGCCCCAAAAUGUGGUGUGGAAGGCCGACAUGUACUGUGCUGCACACGUUAAUGGUGUGUGGGAGAGAGGACAGAUCUGCUCUGAUGUUACAUCAAACAACAAGGCAGAGGUGAGAAGAUGCGACCAUGGCAGCAUAGUAAAACUACAUAGCAGCAACCUGCGACCACUUCCUCCCUCUUUGAUUGGCUCCAUGGCGCUGGAGUGUGCUCUAAAAGGCAUCAG